This is a messenger RNA of Striga hermonthica, 1278 nucleotides long. NCBI's taxonomy places the organism in Eukaryota, Viridiplantae, Streptophyta, Magnoliopsida, Lamiales, Orobanchaceae. The record is from the annotation of a GenBank genome assembly.
AUGCGCGCUCCUGCGCCCGCCCUCCUCCUCAUCCUCAUCGCCGCCCUCGGCGCGUUCCCCCCACGCGCCGCCCCGAAGUCGACCAUCGAGCCCUGCUCGGACUCCGGCGUCUGCUCGGCCCUGGUGAGCUACACCCUCUACACCGACCUGAAGGUCUCGCAGGUGGCCUCCCUUUUCGGCGUCGACCCCAUCGCCCUCCUCCUUGCCAACGCCUUCGACGCCUCCCUCCCCGACGUCGAGAACCACAUCCUCCCCUCUGACCUCCUCCUCAAGGUCCCCGUCCGCUGCGCCUGCCUCAACGGCAUCCGCCAAGCCGCCGGCGUCACCUACCGCACCAUCGCCUCCGACACCGUCGCCUCCAUCUCCACCGCCGUCUACGGCGGCCUCGUCUCCCCCGACCAGAUCGCAUCCGCAAACCCUCACGCCGGCAUCACGGACGCCGUCAUCCCCACCGGGACCCAGCUGAGCAUCCCUCUCCCCUGCACCUGCUUCAACAACACAGACAACAACCUGCCGGCGGUCUACAUGUCCUACGUGGUGAACGGGAGCGCGGACACCCUUUCUGAGAUCGCCGCCAGUUACCAGACCACAGUGACUGAUUUGAUGAAUGUCAACAAUAUGGCCAGUCAGGAUCUUCAGGGCGGUGAUAUUCUUGCUAUCCCCUUGUCUGCUUGUGCAUCGAAUUUCCCGAUCUACGCCGAGGACUACGGCCUGGUUGUGCCCAACGGUAGUUAUGCCAUUACCGCCAGUCACUGUGUGUUGUGCAGUUGUGGGUCCGGGAGCCGCAAUUUGUACUGUGAGCCAUCCCCAUUAGCAGUUUCUUGUUCGAGCAUGCAAUGCCCGAACAGUAAUCUCAUGAUUGGUAAUGUUACCGCCCAACAAUCUGCAGGCGGAUGCAAUGUGACUUCCUGCAGUUACAGUGGAUUUGUGAACAAGACUAUAUCUGCUACGCUGUCCACAUACCUGCAACCUAGAUGCCCAGGACCGCAGCAGCUUCCUCAGCUGAGUGCUCCACCAACGACGGCCCCGAAAUUAUAUUCUCCGGCGCCAGCCCCAUCAGAGCCCGGCGGCAUUCCUUCAUCGAGCCCUAUAUCCUCCCCCACGGUGCCCUCAUCCGGUGUGAGUAUUGGUCUUCCCCCAGCUGGUGGGCCCACUGGGAGCACUCCUGGAUCGUCUGCCACAUGCUCGUUAAUGGGCCAAUUGACUCACUUUCAUGUGAUGUUGCUAGUAUUGGGUUUGGCUAUCGAGCUUGUGUUGUUGUCGUUCAUGGAACUAUAA